AAGGACAUCUAUGUAGUAUGAACGACUUACAAACGGUCAGUCGUUGUUACGUCGCGUAUUACAAUCGUGUCUUACGAUGCCGACAAGAUUCGAAGAAGAUUUGAAUUAUGCAAUUGGUUGGAACCGAUUCAGCCUACAAAUACUUGGAAUUUGGCCUGACACAAAAUACACCGAAAGUGAUCCAACCUUGUCGAAAUAUUGGUUCAUUGUUCAUUCAUUUUUUAUGUUUGGAUUUAUAACAAUACCACAAUCGACGUAUCUAUUGAUGAUAUGGGGUAACAUGGAACUGAUGACAGAAAUUUUGGCGACUGCCAAUGUACCGAUUACCAUGUCAUGCAUUAAAUUGUUGUUCGCGCGAUAUCAUUUGGAAUCAUUGAGACCACUUCUAAGUUCAUUCGUUGAAGAUUGGAAGAGGCCAAAAAGUGAAAAGGAGAGAUCAAUCAUGCUGGAUAACGCUAAAAAGGCAAGAAUUAUAUCGAUAUGGUGUACGACAUUAGCACACUCCAUGACAUCGAUUUAUAUUAUACCUCGUACAUUAAUGAUUGCUCGAAUGCAGAGAGAUCAAUUUGAACCACAAAAUACGGUUGUCUAUCCAGCUUAUUUUCCAUACGACAUUAGCGGAACAAUCGCCUUUUGUAUUUCGUGUUUCGGACAAAUUGUAGCUGCCUACAGUGCUACUGUGUCGUACAUAGGCGUAGACACGUUUAUUACAAUGCUGGUCCUACACGUUUGUGCCCAAAUUACGAAUCUAAGGCAUACUCUUGAAAAUUUACCAAACGAAAUGGCCAAUAAUUUUACGAAGGAUAUUAAAUGGAUCGUUCAAAGACACGAACAUCUCAAUUGGUAUGCCAAAUCUAUCGAGAACUCGUUUAACCUUUUGAUGCUCAUACAAAUAUUGGCUUGUAUCAUUCAAGUGUGUUUUCAGACAUUUCAAUUGUUUCGCAUAAUGAAACAAGAUGGGGAUGCUUUUCCCGUAGAACAAUUGUUUUUCGUUGUACUAUUCGUAGUUGUUACAUUGGUACAACUUUAUUUGUAUUGUUACGUUGGAGAUAUGCUUAUCGUUGAGAGUUCUGGAAUGGGCACGUCAGCAUACAAAUCGCAAUGGUUUAACUUACUCCCUAAGGAUUCACGAAAUAUUAUUUUCGUAAUAUAUCGAUCUUCAAUUCCACUUUGUUUAACUGCCGGAAAAUUUAGUAUAUUUUCGAUGGAAAUGUUUAGCAAUAUUUUGAAAACCUCAAUAGGAUAUCUUUCGGUGUUGUUAACAGUAUCAGAUAAUAAGAAAUAAUUCGAUACAAUUGAUAUAAUAAAUAGAAUAGA
Polistes dominula (European paper wasp) is the source of this 1317-nucleotide messenger RNA. Its product is annotated as odorant receptor 13a. NCBI's taxonomy places the organism in Eukaryota, Metazoa, Arthropoda, Insecta, Hymenoptera, Vespidae. Gene Ontology annotation, molecular function: olfactory receptor activity; odorant binding. Gene Ontology annotation, cellular component: plasma membrane. Gene Ontology annotation, biological process: sensory perception of smell; detection of chemical stimulus involved in sensory perception of smell. The record is from RefSeq and is a predicted model, not a curated record.